Messenger RNA from Epinephelus moara (kelp grouper), 1943 nucleotides. RefSeq lists its product as uncharacterized. The record is from RefSeq and is a predicted model, not a curated record. Lineage: Eukaryota; Metazoa; Chordata; Actinopteri; Perciformes; Serranidae. The coding region runs from base 63 to 959 and encodes 298 amino acids. The transcript is spliced from 2 exons.
ACAGUGAACCGUCACCCUGUUACUAACUGGUAAGCUGAUCUACAGGCAGAAUACGCAGCCUGAUGUUUCCUGUAUCUUGUCUUCAUAAUUUGUGGGAUGUGAUGCAGGCAGCGAGUGCAGAUACAAGGGUGCCAGAGCCCACUCCAGAAGGUCUCAAGAGAAGCCGCCUAAACAUCGGGGUUCUUGAGGAGUUUGCCCAAAAUAUGGCCGAGAACAUAAUCCAGUCGUUUAUAAGCCAAAUGGACACGGUGGAACCCGAGGUGGAUGACCGGGCGUCCAGAUUCAAUCAGAAUCAGGAGAUGUUAGCUGAAGAGUUAGCCUCAGCAGUGGUUGAGGUUGCCCUGAAGGAAGUGUGCAGAGGUCGAAAUGUUCAGGAUCACCAUGAGGGAUUAAAGAUGGAUGGUCGACGGGCAAAAAAUCUGCUUUAUAUGAAUGAAUCUGACAGCAAGAGAUCCACAGAGAUGGAUCCAGACAAAGACAAAGACACCCAGCCCUGUCACCCACCUCUGUCCCAGUCAGGGCUCCCCGUCGUGGGAUCUCUCGACUACCCAGACGCCCCUCCAACUACUCCUCUCUUCCCUGAGCUUGAGAGGAGCAGACACAGCUUCGCCAGGAAGCUCAAAGGAGGCUUGGCAAAGGUUUUCCUGCCUUCGCCUCCUCCCCCAACCCCAAAGGACAUAGAGGGGGACUCAGACGGAGGCGACCCCCAAGCGGAGUUAAUGGAGCAUCUGAUGCACUCAUUGUCCACAGAUGAUUUGGCAAGAGACUACUGUGAAGUAGGACCUCAUAUUGGGGCCAAGAUGGAGGCUUUUGCGGAGGCUCUUUCAUGUGACAUCAUUGACUGGGUCUUGAGUAAUAAAAAUGGAGAGCAGAUGGGUGACGAUCUUCAUCUGUUGGCCCACAAACUGGCUGCAACCAUCAUCACAUCUUCCCUUGAUGAAGCUAAAAUGCUGGUCUAGUACUUAAUGUGACUAAUGAGAUCAUAUUUGUGAUGACUGGCCUGUAGACAAUGCACAAAAGAAGAAAAAUAUUGAUAUCCACCCACACGUUACCCUUCAGGCUGAUUGCCACCGCCUGACAUUCUCACUCAAGCGAGGUUUAUUGGAAUAAUAUUGUUCUGUAAUCUGAAGUUGGGUUUAUUUCUCAAUAAAGUUCAGUUAAAGCUCAUCCAGAUGAAGAGUUUGAUAGUGAAAUAUUACCUAUUUACUGCAAAAACUGAUCAGAGAUCCAACAAAAAGACAGUUGACUCGUAGUUUAAACAAAAUCUGGCACUUUUAAUGACGUGUGUAUCCUGGAAGCUGUAUAUUCUGGAUGCUGGAUGAUGAAUCUGGGGUUAUGGUUUUAGUCCAAGAUGGAUAAAGACUGCAUUGGCAGGAGACCUAUGAUGAUUUUGAAUGCAAUUUUGACUGAGAUCCAACUGCAAUAACCAUAAAUGUCCUGUAGAUAGCAUCACAGGAGCAAUGAUCUUUAGCAUGCGGUCAGUGAGGUUAGACUGAGUGAUUAUCUAUCAACAAGUGGAUUUAAUGCAGUUUCCCACUGGGGAAAAAGUGGUUAUGCUAUAAAUAUGUAUACCAGAUUGUUAAAGCUGUAUUUUUCUAUGUGCAUUGUUAUCAACUUGUUGUGUUUGUCUUGAUUAUGCUUUAUUAAUCAAUACCCCACCACAAACAAAUGGUGCAAGACGCCGCUUCAUGAGUGUGGUGCUGGAAAAUUAUUCGGUUAUUUCCCCUUAUAAUAGACGUAAGAAUCUUUAUAGAUUCAGUGAUUCAUUCAUCCCCUGGACUGAGCUGAAUAGUGGCAUUUGGGAUGAAGUUGUGUUUUGGCGCAUUUUCAUACUCACUUACUUACUGAAGUCAGAUCCGAGAGAAGAGGGAGCCAUGGUGCUUAACCAACACACUGAUGUGAUCCUGUAGAAAAAAAUGUUUUCUUUCCUCGCUUUUCUUUUU